This is a messenger RNA of Dichotomopilus funicola, 2238 nucleotides long. RefSeq lists its product as uncharacterized. NCBI's taxonomy places the organism in Eukaryota, Fungi, Ascomycota, Sordariomycetes, Sordariales, Chaetomiaceae. The transcript has 4 exons. Bases 1 to 2238 code for a protein of 745 amino acids. The record is from RefSeq and is a predicted model, not a curated record. Gene Ontology annotation, molecular function: protein binding.
AUGGCCCCCAACGCGGAAGACCUGCUGAUACGGCCGUUGAGAGAUGUCGUGACGGUGGGCAACGUUGCGGCCACCCGCGUGGCACCCCAUGCGGUUUCCCAGAGCCCCGGGUCCGCCGACCACGCCGAUCCCAUGUCGCGAGCCGCACAGGCACUCGUUCGGGAAGGUGAACGAGCACUGAACAAAGUGCAGUUGGUCUGGCGCGACCAGCUCAGCAGGUACGGCGAUGUGUUUCGUGAGACAAUGAUACAGCAAGCCUCCAUCGAGAAGAGACGUCUGGAUCUUGAGGAUUUGUUGUGGGACUUUGAAGAUUAUACCUACCCGGAUGAGUUCGACCAGGCUAAGUAUGCGGCACUCCAAGCGGCCACGAAGGCCCUCGCCCUCGACAUUGUCGAAACGGCAAGGCGACUCAAGUUUGAGGCCGUUCCCCCGCCGAUUCCAGCAGGAGGCUUCCCGCCAUUGCCACCUUUACCUACCCGGUCGGGCUCUCGUCCAGCGUCGGUUCGGUCUACACGCUCCCGGACAAUGUCGCGAGUAACAUCGCACGACGGGACCGGCGAGCCGAUGCCGCGAACGGUACGGCGCUCAGCAGGGUCAGUCACAAAGGCGGACAUGACUGAAGACAUGGCAGCUCGAUCUAGUCCGAGGCAGUCUGCCACGGGUCAGUCACAGCACUCAACAUACCUUCACGACCCUUCUCGAGAUGCAUUUACGCCACCAGCAUCACCUGGGAUGAAUCCGAUCGAGUCACAGCCACAUGCGUUGACUAUUGAUACAUCCAUCCAGUCGAAGUCGUUUGACUCCGUGCCAAGCCCCAGUACAACGCACACUAGGACAUCCGUGAUGUCGAACAACAGCACAUCCUCAUCCGCAAUGCUCGGCAGUUUAGACUCCUUAGUCAUUACCGAAGAUGCGAGCGAGCAGGACUAUGCCGGGACACACGAUGAUCCGAAAGCUUCUCGGCCAUUCUCCCAAACCGGAACCGAGUCGGGCCUUAUCGGCUUAGACGACCUCAUGAGGGAAACGGCCUACAAUAGCGACCGCCGCAAAUCACGACCGGCAAGCCCUCGUGUGCCUGACUGUGGCAUCCGCGGUGACAGCACGUAUUACAAACUCAAGGGCCUCUGCAAAGGCGCCAGCAAGUUCCGAAAAGACGGGCAUUGGGACAGCAUCCAACUCACCGAUUAUGACUACGGUGGUGGUGGUGCGGCGGCUGGCGGGGAUAUGAUUCGGGCGUCAGACGGGAUUACAGUCCCGUUCCAGUAUGAAAUGACCAACGUUGGGGCGUGCUCCGAGUGUGGGUAUGGCCACGAUCUCGAUGAGGUUGAGCUUGAUAAGAGCGAUAGCCCCGAUGCCGUCCGGAAGUCCGAAUCUGGCGCCCGCUACCGGCUACGCCUGCUAUUCAAGUCCCACCUUCGGCAAGGGAACAGCACAGAAACGCAUUAUGCUUGCCUCUGGUGUGUACAAGCCGGCAGCUCCAUCCGCGAAGGUGAUGCCACCGUCUUCCGCAGCGCAGAUGACCUCCUCCGUCACCUCGCCCGCCACCCACAACCGCUCCCCGAUGUAUCGGGCGUUUCGGUAUGUUACGGACGACUGCCGCCUUCUGCCCCUCUGGACUUUGACCUUCACCUCCCCGAAUCGGCCACGCCUGUACCUAUGCCGGAAAAUGUCGCACGACUAGCGACCGCAAUUGCGGUAAAGGAUCAUUACCGACGGCCUGGGCGCGGGAAACUGGACAAGCCACCAAAGUACGACGCCGAUAUGUUGGAGUUUAUGGAGGGCGCACGGAUCGUCGGUGUCAUAUUCCCAGAGAAGUGGGGCGGCAAAUAUUGCCUAGGCCGGCACGACGGGGUCUUCGGUGCGUUCCCAGCCAAAUCCAUCCAGUUGCGGCCGCCACAGGAGACAGAGAUCCCGUCAGGUGGGGACAGCGGGAUGAGUGUGACGACAAGGUGGAAGUGGGAGCCGCCUGGUGCCGGGGGUGCGCCGUGGCUGUCCUUUGGCAAGGGCGAGGUUAUCACGAAUGUGCAGUGUGAUCUAGGCCUCUAUGCGGACUACUGGUGUUGGUCCGGGACUAACAACAAGGGAAAGACGGGCGUGUUCCCUCAGUCGUAUAUCGACUUGCAGACGCUGCGAGGGCAGGAACCCGCGGCAAAUAAGAAGCAGAGCAGGGGGCGAAGCUUUUUUGGAUCACGAUCCAAGGAUUCGAAGAGCGGGCAUAGAAACUCGAUCGUGUCGUAA